Messenger RNA from Rotaria sp. Silwood2, 14073 nucleotides. NCBI's taxonomy places the organism in Eukaryota, Metazoa, Rotifera, Eurotatoria, Philodinida, Philodinidae. The record is from the annotation of a GenBank genome assembly.
AUGCGUCCAAAUAUACUUGUUGGAGUUGAAGAUGGUGAAUCAAUGUAUAAAAAAUGGUAUUUUGAAGUUGUUAUUGAUCAUAUUGAACAAGUAACACAUGUUCAACCACAUAUACGUAUUGGUUGGGCAACAACACAUUUUCAACCAUCACCUGGCCAUGGUGAUGGAUUUUCAUCAAAUGGCAUUGGUGAUAAUACAUAUUCAUAUGGUUUUGAUGGUCAAAGUGUUUGGUUUGCUGGACGUGCAUAUAAUGUUUCAAAUCGAGUUCUAACACCGACAGAUAAUAUGCAACAUAUUGGUUUUAAAAAAAAUGAUGUUAUUGGUUGUUUAUUAGAUUUAAAUAUACCUGAAAUGUGGUUUUCAUUAAAUGGUUUACCUGUUAAAGGUCUUUUAAGAGAAUUUAAUUUAACUGGAAUGUUUUAUCCAGCUAUAUCAUUAUCAUCUCGUGUUAGUUGUCGAUUUAUAUUCGGUGGUGAACAUGGUCGUUUUAUUCAUCGACCACCAGAAGGUGCAGCACCAGUUUAUGAGGCUAUGUUAGCAAAACAAAAAGUUUGUAUUGAACCAUGUUUUUCAUUUGGUAAUAUUGAACGAAAUCGUCUUGAUGGUCCAUCACAAUUUCAACAUCAUAUUGGAUUUACUCCUCAACCCGUACGAACAAAUCAUAUUGUUUUACCAACACAUCUUGAAAAUGUUCGUGAUCGAUUAGCUGAAAAUAUUCAUGAAUUAUGGUCAAUGAAUAAAAUUGCAACUGGUUGGCAUUUUGGUGAAUAUCGAGAUGAUACACAAAAAGUUCAUCCAUGUUUAACAUCAUUUGAUCGUCUUCCAUUAUCUGAAAAACAGUAUCAUAUAACAACAGCAAUGGAAAAUUUAAAGAGUUUAAUAGCACUUGGUUAUCAUAUUGGUGUUGAAAUAAAAACUGAUGAUCGUCGAUUAAAAUAUGUUAAAUUACCAAAUACAUAUGUGCAAUCAAAUAGUUAUAAACCACAACCAUUAGAUUUAUCAAGUCUUGUUUUAUCAACUAAAUUAGAAGAAUUAAUUGAAACAUUAGCUGAAAAUACUCAUAAUGUUUGGGCAGCUGGAAGAAUUAAAGAUGGAUUUACAUAUGGAAUAUCUGAUAAUCCACGUCAAAAACGAAGUCCUCAUUUAGUUCCAUAUGCCAUUGUUGAUGAUAGUAUUAAAAAAAUAAAUCGUGAUGCAGCAAGUGAAACAGUUAAAACACUUCUUGCAUAUGGUUAUACAAUAGAUACACCAACAGGCGAUGUUGAAGAUCUUAAUCGACGUAAUAAAGAGGCCUCGAAUUCUGCAAAUAGUGAACGUAUAUCAAAUUAUCGAACAUAUCGAGCUGAACAAACAUUUGCUGUAACACGUGGUAAAUGGUAUUAUGAAGUUGAAUUAUUAACACCAGGUCGAAUGUUAAUUGGUUGGGGACAUGCAUCUAAACUUGAUGCUUUUUAUCCACUUGGAACUGAUUCAUAUGGUUAUGGAUUUGAUGGUUUAAAUGCACGACGUUUUCAUCAUAAUAUAUUUGAUGGUUUUGGUAAACAGUGGUCAAAAAAUGAUGUUGUUGGAUGUAUGAUUGAUUUACAUGAUAAAACAAUUAGUUUUUCAUUAAACGGUGAAUUAAUGUUAGAUAAUAUUGGUAAUGAAACAGCUUUUGAUGGAUUAGAUGUUGAUGAUAUUGGUUUUGUACCUGUAUUAACAUCAUUUAGUGGACAAAAAGCACGAUUAAAUUUUGGACAAGAUGUUAAUACAUUAAAAUAUUUUACAUCAUGUGGUUUACAAGAAGGAUAUGAACCAUUUUGUGUAAAUAUGUCAAGAAGUUUAACAUUUUGGUAUUCAAAUUUUAUUCCGCGCUUUGAAACUGUAAAAUCAAAUUCAUCAUCAUCAUUUGAGAUAACUCGUGUUAAUGCAAGUCGUGACAAUCCACCAUUAAUAAAACUUCAAUCACGAUUAUUUGGAACAUUAGAAAAAGUUGAAUUUGAAUUUCUUCGUUUAUCACUACCUGUAUGUUGUCAUGAUAUAUUUACACCAAAACAUUUAACUCUUGAACGACGACAAAUAGCAUUACAUGAAUAUAUUGAAUCUCAAGAAGAAAAACGUACAUUUCAAUUUCCUCCAACAUUAACUGGUAUUCGACAAAAAUCAUUAUUACCUGGUGCGACUGAUACUAUGGAUUCUCAUACAACAAAUCAAACUGAUACAAAUGCAAAUUUUCUUUCACCUGACUCUAUAACAAAUAAAGCAAUACGUAAUCCAACAAAUUUACUUGUUAAAUUUCGUGAUCAAACAACAUCAAAAAAACAACCAUCACCAUCACCACCACCAUCACCAGUUUUAAAUGGAAAUCUUCAAACACAUUUAACAAAUGGUACAACAUUAAAUGAAUCAAAUGAUCGUUUAAAUAAAACAAAUACUAAAACAUCAACAAGUAAAAUAAAUAAUUUUUUUCAACGCUUUGCAAAAGAUCCUCAACAUGGAAGUGAUACAAGUCUUAAAACUCCAAAACGUACUGUUAAAUUAAGCGGAAAUAGUACGACAAGUACAAAUACAAAUUCACAAAUACAACCACAAUCAGUUUUAAAAGUUCCAACACUAAAUGCUCCCACAACAACAACAACAACAACAACAACAUUAGGACAAUUAACAUCAGCAAAACGAUCAAGUAGUACAAUUGGAAGAAAAUCUAUUGGUGAUACCGACGGUGAAUUUAAUGAUCAACAACAAAAUGAUUUUGAACAUGAUGAAAUACGUGCAAUAAAUGAACAUGUUCAUGAAUAUUAUUAUGCUAUUAGAAUAUUACCAGGACAAAAUCUUCGUUCAGUAUUUAUUGGUUGGGUUACAUCAAGAUUUAAACCUAUUUUACAAAAAGAAAAUCUUCAAGAUGAUACAUCAGUACCAUCAGCAAAUAAAUUAUCGAAAUUAAUUCGACGUUGUACCAUAACACAAACAGGAGAAGAUGGUUCAAUACUUGAAAGUGUUAUUAGACAAGAUGCUUAUAUGUUUUGUGCAAGUGAUUUAUUAGAAAAUAUGCCUGAUCAUGAAGCUGUUUCUAGACGUGUUGUUAAUGGUUUAUUAAUUGGAUGUUUAUGUGAUGUAUCAACUGGUCAAUUAACUUUUUAUGUUAAUGGAAAAGAAUCAGCACAAAAACUUGAGGUUGAGCCAAGUACAAAAUUGUAUCCAGCUGUAUUCGUCGAACCGACUGUAAAAGAAGUUUUACAAUUCGAAUUAGGACGUAUGAAGAAUUGUUUACCAUUAACUGCUGCUCUAUUUCCAAGUUUAAAUCGUGAAGAACGUUUUCUUCCUCAAUUACCAUCACGAUUAAAUUUACAAACACUUCUCCAUUGCCAUUGGUCACGUGUACCUAUUGCAAAUUUACGUUGUCAACAAUUAAAAUUAUCUGAUGUUCGUGGUUGGAGUGUUUUUGUUGAAGAUCCUGUUCAAAUGCAAGCAGUUUAUAUUCCAGAAGAUGAUCGUUGUACGGAUAUUUUAAAUUUAGUUGAAGAUGAAGAUAAUUUAAAUUUUUGUUCAAAUACAUUAACACUUUAUAAUGCAAUAUGUGCUCAAGGAAAUAAUCGUGUUUCACAUGAAAUAUGUAAAUUAGUUGAUGAAAAACAACUUAUGUAUUGUGUUAAAAAUCCUUAUUUAUGUGGAGCUAUUCGAAUGGGUAUUUAUAAUUUACUUAUUGCUUUACAUUUUGAACCACAUAUAAAAGCUCGAAGUUUAACUUCACAGGAAUUUAUUAUUCCAUUAUCAAGUUUACUUCGAAAUAAUAUUUUAUUACGUUCACAAAAUUCAAUUGAACAACAACAAAUGUAUGCAACGACAACUUAUAUACCAGCUAUGGAAAAUUUUCUAGCUGUAAGACCUAAAUUAAUUAAAGAAGAAGAUUUUAAAAUUGAACGUGAACGAAAAUUACUUGUUCCACCACUAUUUAAUGUCACAAGUCUAAAAGAAUACGUGAUGAAUUCAUUAACAGAUGCAAUUGAAAAAAGUUCUCGUCAUCUUCGAGAUCCUGUUGGUGGAACAUAUGCUAAUUGGCUUGUACCAAUACUUCAAUUAGUAGAUGCUCUUCUUGUCAUGGGAUCACUGGAAGUAAAUGAUAUUCAACAACUAUUACGUUUAGUUGAUCCAACGUCAUUCGGAUUAGAAACUGAUGUAGACUUCGAUGAAGGUUUACUUCAGAUGAAAUUAGAUGAACCAGUUAAACUUCAAUUAUGUCAUGUUUUACAACAUUUAUGUAAUUAUCAAUUACAAUAUCGCAUUGAGGGCAUUAUUGCAUUUUCAGAAGAAUUUGUUGGAAGACUACAAUCAGAUCAAAAACGACGAUAUAAUGUUUUAAAAGAAUCAAGUUUACCACCAGCAUUAAUGGCGAAAAAAACACGAGAAUUUCGUUGUCCAGCAAAGGAUCAAAUGCAAGCUUUAAUGGAUUUCAAACGUGAUUCAGAUGAAACAACUUUUGGUCAUGAAGAUAUGCAAGAAGAAAUAAAAGAUAUGUUAAAAAAUUUUCAUGCAAAUAUACUUAUUUUACAACAAGUUCUUGAGACAAAUCAUGAUCUUUACAAAACGUCGAGUGUACCAAAAAUUAAUGAAUUAGAUCGUAAUGAACAAAUUUCAUUAUUUUCACGUUUACUUGAAAUUGCUAUUCGACAUGCAAUUAAAAAGAAGACAGACGAUACAUUAAUAGAUAAUAUUGAUAAGCAAUUAGUAUGGAAACCAGGAAAAACUCUUUGUGAAGUGAUUAAAGCAACUGUUAUUAAAUGGGGACGACAAACACAUAUUAAUGAUCCUAAUUUGAUAAGAGAAAUGUUUAAAUUAAUUUAUAAUCAAUAUGAUGGAAUUGGAGAGAUAUCCCAAUCACUCGAACGAACUUAUAUAAUAAAUGAAAAAUCAGUACCUGAUAUAACAUCCUUAUUACGUAAAUUAAGUAUUGUUCGCGCACUUCUAACUGUUCAAAUGGAUGCUGAUGAAGAAGAAAUCAUGAUAUCAUGUUUAAAUGAUAUAAUGGAUAAUCGUAUAUUUUAUCAACAUCCUGAUUUAAUGCGUUCACUUUGUGUACAUGAAACCGUUAUGGCUAUAAUGGUUAAUCGUUUAAAUAAAAGUAAACAAGAACAAACAUCAAUGUCAUCAAUGAACGAUAUGGAUGGUCUAACACAAACAAAUGAAGCUGGAGAAAAUCAAGAAAUUCAUCUACCGAAAGAAGAUAAAGUUGAACUUGUAACAACAUGUUGUAAAUUUUUAUCAUAUUUUUGUCGUACAUCACGUCAUAAUCAACGUGCAAUGUUUGAACAUUUAAGUUAUUUAUUAGAAAAUAGUUCAAUGUUACUUUCCCGUCCAUCACUUCGUGGUUCAGCACCAUUAGAUGUAGCUUCAGCUAGUGUGAUGGAUAAUAAUGAAUUAGCAUUAGCCUUGCGUGAAUCACAUUUAGAAAAGAUUGCAUCAUAUUUAUCACGUUGUGGUACAACAAGAAAUGAAGAAUUAUUUCUUCAAGGUUAUCAUGAUAUUGGUUGGGAUCCUGUUGAUGGUGAACGAUUUCUUGAUUUUUUGAAAUUUUGUGUUUGGGUUAAUGGUGAUACGGUUGAAGAAAAUGCAGAUUUAGUUGUGCGUCUUCUUAUACGUCGUCCGGAUUGUUUAGGUCCAGCAUUAAGAGGUGAAGGUGGUGGUUUACUUAAAGCAAUACGUGAAGGUAUUGCACAAUCACUUUAUAUUGCUCGACGACAAAAUCCUGAUGAUCCUGUUAUACAAGCUGCUUAUCAGGAAAUAAUUGAAGAUGAAAGCAUGCAUAAUUUAAAUGAAGAAUAUGAUCGUCUUCAAGUUCGUUUACCAUAUGAAGAUGAUGAAGAAUAUAUUGAUUUAGGUGCAGCUGAAUUAUCAUUUUAUGCUAUUUUGGUUGAGUUAUUAGGUCGAUGUGCACCAUCUGAAGAAACAAUUAAAAUGGGAAAACCAAAUGCUAUUCGAGCGAAAUCAAUUCUUAAAAGUCUUGUUUCAAUGCAUGAUUUAGAAGGUGUUCUUGGUCUUAAAUUUCUUUUACCAAAUGAAAAUUCAAUGCCGCCUGGUCUUCAACCAGCACAUAAAAUGUCAAUAAUAUUAUUUCUUGAACGUGUCUAUGGUAUUCCUGAUCAAGAAACAUUUUUUCGUCUUAUUGAAGAUGCUUUUCUUCCUGAUAUUCGUUCAGCCACUAUUCUUGAUAUGGCGGCUAUCGCAGAAAGUGAUAUGGCAUUAGCAUUAAAUCGUUAUUUAUGUACUAGUGUUAUACCAUUAAUGACAUCACAUGCACAUUAUUUUGAUGAUUGUGACCAUCGAUCAUCACUUCUUGAAUCUAUAUUACAUACAGUUUAUCGUUUAUCAAAAUGUCGUUCAUUAACUAAAAAUCAACUUGGUACUAUUUGUGACUUUUUACUUGCAUUUGCAAGUCAAUUAAAACCAUCAAUGAUGACGCCAUUAUUAAGAAAACUUGUUCAUGAUGUACCAGCACUGACUGAUCAAACUAUUGUACCAUUAAGAAUGCUUACUCAAUGGUAUGAAAGAUGUACUCGAUAUUAUAGUACGACUGCUACCGAAGAAGAAAAACGUUUAACUAUGAUGCUCUUUCAAAAGAUUUUUGAUGCACUUGCAUUUCGAGCAUAUGAUCCAGAAUUGUUUGGUAAAGCACUUCCAUGUUUAUCUGCUAUUGGUAGUGCUCUAUCACCUGAUUAUUCAUAUUCAAUAAACCAACAAGAUCAUUUGGAUCAUGAACGAGAAAAAGCUGAAAUGUCACGUAUUUAUGAACCAAAUCCAACUGAUACUUCAAAUGUUGUAUUAAGCCCAGAACUUGACGAAUUUGUUAAAGCUUACGCUGAAAGUGUUCAUGAUCAAUGGUCAUAUGCUAAAAUUGAACAAGGUUGGGUUUAUGGUGAACAAAUAAAUGAUAAAUAUCGACAACAUCCUAAUUUAAAAUCAUAUAAAGCUCUUGAUCGAAAGGAUACUGCUAAACUAGAAGAUCCAAUUCGUGAAGCAUUAAAAUCUAUUGAAAAAUUACAUUUUCGUUUAGAAAAAACUGAUGCAGGUAUGACACGUAUUGCAACAAAACCAUUACAAAGAAAAAAACAAAAAGAUAAAGGUGCACCGGACUAUACACCAAAAGCAAUGGAUUUUACAAGUGUAACAAUGAAUCGUGAGAUGCAGGAAUUAUCUGAAGCUUUAGCUCAAAAUGCGCAUGAAAUCUGGGCAAAACAAAUGAAAAAUCGUCUUACUGCCAUUGGUGGUGGUCUUCAUUCUCGACUUGUUCCUUAUGAUUUAUUAACAGAUAAGGAAAAACAAAAAGAUUUAAAAUUUUAUCAAGAUCUUAUUAAAUAUCUUAAUAUAUUUGGUUAUCGUGCUGUCAAAAAAACUCGUGAAGAAGAAACAUUAGCUAGUGCAAUAGCUGCACUUAUUCCACCAGCGCCAACAUUAACACCAACAAGUAUAUCUCAAACAAAUGAAAAACGUUUUGCUUAUAGUUUAUUAGAAAAAUUACUUGAAUAUGUUGAACGUGCAUCAUCAACAAUGCAAAAUUAUAAAGAAAGUUCAAAAUUUUCAUUACAUGAAAGUUAUCGUUUAUCAACAAAGGAUGUGAAAUUUUUUGGAAAAGUUGUUUUACCACUUGUUGAAAAAUAUUUUCAAGCACACAGAGAAUAUUUUAUAACACCAUCAUCAUUAAAAACUGGUACCGGUUAUGCAACAGUUAAAGAAAAAGAAAUGAGUUGUAGUCUGUUUUGUAAAUUGGCAUUUUUACUUCGACAAAAAUUUAGUGCAUUUGGAAAUGAAGUUAAUAUAUCUGUUCGUUGUCUUAAAGUACUUGUACGGGCAAUUGAUGUUAGUUCGGUUAUGAAAAAUAGUCAAGAAAUGGUUCGUGCAUCAUUAUUACCAUUGUUUAAUAAUAUUGCCGAAGAUCUUAAUCAAACAGUACAAAAUCUUGAACAAAGACGUUAUAGUCAUGUUAAAGGAACUUUACAACGUGGUACAACCAGUCUUUCAUAUGUACAUAUGGUACUUUUACCAGUGCUUUCAUCAAUGCUUGAUCAUUUGGGAAGGAAUAAUUAUGGUGUUGAUGUUUUUGAAAAUGAAAUUCAAUUAGCCGGUUAUAAAAUUCUAAAUGCUCUUUGGAUUAUUGGUACUCAAGGAACGAAAUUUGUUGAUCGAGAAUGGAUUAUUGAAGAAUUGAAUCGUCAUCGUCCAUUACUUGGUGAUUGUCUAAGUUCAUUUGCAUCUUGUUUUCCUGUUGCAUUUUUUGAACCUGAAUUUAAUAUAAAUAAUAAAAAUGCAUCAAACGUUUCACAAUUAUCACCUGAAGCUAAUGAUGUUAUGACAAAUGUAUCAAGAACAAUUCCUCAUUUAACUAAAGUUAUAUCAGAAAUUGAAGAACAUGCUGAAUCUCGUGCAACAUAUGAAGAUGCACCUCAUGUUGUUGAAGUUAUUCUUCCAUGUGUUUGCUCUUAUUUACCAUAUUGGUGGUCUGUUGGACCACAAAAAAAUAAACAAUCAACCGAGCCUAAAAUAACAAAUGUUACAGUUGAUCAUAUGAAUUCAGUAUUAGGUAGUGUGUUAAAAUUAGUUAAUAAUAAUAUUGAUGCAAAUGAAGCUCCAUGGAUGAAACGUAUUGCAGUAUAUACACAAGCAAUAAUUCUUAAUUCAUCUACAAGCCUUUUGGAACCAUAUUUCUUACCUGUAUCGGAACGCUUAAAAAUUAAAUGUGAAGAUUUAUAUGCACAAGAACAAUCACUUAAACAUGCUACACGUUUAGAAUCAUCUGAACGUGAAGAUCUUGAAUCAAAUUUAAUGAAGAAUUAUGAAAUUCUUGUUCGUGAUGUUUAUGCCUUUGGACCAUUAUUAAUAAAAUAUGUCGAUAUUCAUCGAUCAUAUUGGCUUAAAAAUGGUGAUAUACAUGCUGAUCAUUUAUAUCGUAAUAUGGCUGAAGUAUUUUCAACUUGGUGUAAAUCAAAAUAUUUUAAACGUGAAGAACUUAAUUUUGUAACACAACAUGAAAUAGAUAAUACAAGUAUGUUAAUGCCAAGUGGUACAAAUCAAACAACAAAUACAACAGCAACAUCAUCAGAUACAACAAUGAAAAGUUAUUCAGAUGCAUCCAGUAAUAGUACAUCAGGUGGAAAAUUAAAACGAAAAAAACGUCGAUUAGAUAAAGAAAAAUUUACAUCAUUAAGUGUAGCUUGUAUUAAACGUUUAUUACCUAUUGGAAUGAAUACAUUUGGUGGACGAGAACAAGAACUUGUUCAAUUAGCUAAACAUAAAAUGAUUGAAAUGAAAAUCGCACAUGAUGAAAAAAUUGAAAAUCCAACUGAAGAACAAAUGGUUUUAGAUUUAACGAGUGAUCAAGAGGAAAAUGUUGAAGAAUUUCUUCGUGAUAUUUUCUUCGCUCAAGAACAGGGAGAAAUAGUUAAUAAAAAUAAUUGGCAAAGUGCAUUAUAUCGAAAGAUUGGUUCUAAGUCUCAUCAAACAGGUGUUAUUCAAUCACAAGAAACUUCAAUAAAAAAUAUGUUAAAAAUGGCUAAAGUUUUAUUUGGUUUAAAUUUUGUUGAUCAUCCGCCAACACAUCGACGAGGUACAUGGAGAAAACUUGUUUCAUCUCAACGUAAAAAAGCUAUUAUGGCUUGUUUUCGUAUGGCACCAUUACAUUCUGUACCACGUCAUCGUGCUAUGAAUAUGUUUUUACGUGCUUAUCGAGAAUUAUGGCUUGAAGCUGAAGAAGAUACACGCGCACGUUUAAUUGAACAUCUUUGCGAAGAAUAUCAAGAAGUAAAUGAUCAAGAAGUAACAACAAUAAAAGAAGAGAGUGAAACUGAAACUGAAAAUUUAGCAUUAACAACGACAAUAAAACCAGAUCCAUUAAAACAAUUAUUACAAUGUUUAAAUCGAGCUGCAACAACCGCACAAGUUUUUUCAAUUACAGAAGAUGUUGUUUAUCUAUCGUAUGCAACUAUUAUGAGCAAAAGUUGUGUGAUUUCAGAAGAUGAUGAUGAUAAUGGAGCAGAAGAAGUCCAAUCUUUUCAGGAACAAGAAAUGGAAAAACAAAAAUUACUUUAUGAACAAAAUCGUUUAGCUAAUCGAGGUGCUGCUGAAACUGUAUUAUUAUAUAUUAGCGCAAGCAAAGGUGAAAAUAAUGAAAUGUUACAACGAACAUUACAACUUGGUAUAUCAUUAUUACAUGGUGGUAAUCGUCAAGUUCAGAAACGAAUGUUAGAUUAUUUAAGAGAAACAAAAGACGUUGGAUGUUUUACAUCAUUAGCAACAUUAAUGGCAAAUUGUAGUGUACUUGAUCUUGAUACAUUUGAACGUUGUAUUAAAGCUGAAGUACUUGGUGUUGGUGCUGAUGGAAUGGCUGGUGAAAAAAAUUUACAUGAUGCUGAUUUUACAAUAUCAUUAUUUCGUUUUUGUCAACUUUUAUGUGAAGGACAUAAUCUUGAAUUUCAAAAUUAUCUUCGUUCACAAACAGGAAGCAAUACAAAUGUUAAUAUUAUUAUUUGUACUGUCGAUUAUUUACUUAGUUUACAAGAAUCAUUAAUGGACUUUUAUUGGCAUUAUUCAGGCAAAGAAACAGUUGAUGCACAUGGAAAAGAAAACUUUUGUCGAGCUAUUAAUGUUGCUAAACAAGUUUUUAAUACAUUAACUGAAUAUAUUCAGGGUCCAUGUCCACAAAAUCAAUUGGCAUUGGCAAAUAGUCGAUUGUGGGAUGCAAUCUCAGGAUUUCUCUAUAUUUUUUCCCAUAUGCAAAGAAAAUUAUCCCAAGAUCCAUUACAAAUUGAAUUAUUACGUGAAUUAAUGAAAUUACAAAAAGAUAUGAUUAUUAUGUUAUUAUCAAUGCUUGAAGGCAAUGUUCUCAAUGGUCCAAUUGGUAAACAAAUGGUUGAUACGUUAAUUGAAUCUCAAGCGAAUGUUGAAUUAUUAUUACAAUUUUUUGAUAUAUUUCUAAAAAUGAAAGGUUUAACAACAUCAGAAGCUUUUCAAGAAUUCGAUACAAAUAAAGAUGGUUUUAUUUCACCAAAAGAAUUUCGUCGAGCUAUGGAAGCACAAAAAAUGUAUACAAGUCAAGAUAUUGAUUAUAUAUUAAUGUGUGUUGAUACAAAUCAAGAUGGAAAAAUUGAUUUUAUGGAAUUUACAGAACGUUUUCAUAAUCCAGCGAAAGACAUUGGUUUUAAUAUGGCUGUUUUAUUAACUAAUUUAUCUGAACAUAUGCCACAUGAUACACGUUUACAACGUUUAAUGGAUAAAGCUAAAAGCUUUUUAUCAUAUUUUCAAGAUUAUCUUGGUAGAAUUGAAAUCAAAGGUGGCGGUGGUUAUAUUGAACGUGUUUAUUUUGAAAUAACGGAAUCAAAUAUUGAACAAUGGAAUAAACCACAUAUUAAAGAAUCGAAAAAAGCAUUUUUACAUUUAGUUGUUAAUGAAACAGAUGAUAAAGAAAAAUUAGAACAAUUUAUUAAUUUCUGUGAAGAUACCAUUUUUGAAAUGCAACAUGCUGUUGCUCUUAGUGGUGAAGAAGAUGAUCAAGUAACUCGUGCAGCAACAUUUCCAGAUGCUGAAACAGGUGCUGGUCAUCUGACAAAAUCGGAACCAGUUAAAUUAGUCUUAUCAUAUGCUUGGUCUGGUAUAAAAGGUCUUUUUCGUUUACUUCAUCCAUCAACAAUACGUCAUGGUUAUCAUCAAUUUCGUCAAAUGACAUUUAAAGAUAUGAUUAAAAAUCUAUUUUUAUUAUUAAUCAAAUGUAUUCGUUUAUUAUUUGUAAUAAUAAUCUAUGCUUUAAGGUAUGUAAAUAAAUGUAGUUUAAUGCAUGAAUUUGCAGUGAUAAAUUUUUUCUUCAGUUUGCAUGUUUUUCUGAUAAUGAAAUGUUUAUUAACUAAACGUUCAUAUCAUCGUUUGGUAAAAAUAUUUCAUCGAUAUAAUGAUAAACUAAAUAAAAAUUCAUUAAAAUAUCAUCAAGAUGAAGAUAAUCAUUCAUUAUUAUAUAUUUCAAAACAUUCGAAUACGUCAAAUACUGAUUAUUAUUUUUUUAAUAAACGAUCAAAGAAUUUAUUUUUCAAUGAUAAAAAUUUAUCUCAACGUCAUUAUCAUUCCAUACAAAGAUUGAAUAGUUCAGAUAUAGAUCCUAGAAGAAAACGAACAUUAACUUAUUGUGUUUGGAAUUUAAUGACUGGUGAAGAUCAGCAAGAUAGAAAAACAGAAAAAUUUGCUUUACCACCACCUACAAAACGGCGUGAUCUUCAUUUACCUUCAGUUAGUAUAGCACAAAUUGGAUUUACUGCUAGUGAAGAGUCAAUACCAAUGAAUGCGUUUGGUAUUGAUUUUAGUUCUGAUCCAUUACCAAAACAUAAGAUGUCGUUAACUGAUGAACAAAUAAAUAUACUUAAUUUUGAUUCUGUUCAAACAUUUGACGCAGAUCAAAAACCUUUGAUUGUUAAUAAUAUUGAUUCGUCAACAGGACAGUCAUUACCAUCAUCAGUUAGUACAACAGCACAUCUAAUGCCAUCAGCACAGCAUAUGCCACAUCAACAUUCAAUAACAGCUACUAUAUCAAAUCAACCACAAUUAACGACAACAAUGAAUAUACCAUCAAAGGUUAUUGAGAAAUCUAAACAAGCACUUGAAAUUAAUGUUCAAGCUGAAUAUCAACAGAAAAAUCCGACACUAACUCCUAGUUUAAGCACAGUAGAUGAUGAUGAUUUUAUUCCACCUGAACCACCACCAAGAACUGAUUAUGGAAAGAAAGCUUUGGCUUUGCCAUUAGUUACAGCAGCUGAAGAACCAGUGCCAUCGGAUGCAGUUGAACGUAUUGAUGACGAUGAAAAUGAAGUAAUUAUGAUGGAUCCAAAAAAUUAUUAUAUGGUUUAUCUAUUACAAAUAAGUGCAUUUUUACAUUCAUGUGUUGCAUUUCUAAUGAUGAUUAGUUAUUAUAAAUUAAAAGUUCCUCUGGUUAUAUUCAAACGAGAAAAAGAAAUAGCUCGAAAAUUAGAAUUUGAAGGUGCUUGGUUAAUUGAUCAACCAAGUGACAAUAAUUCAUGGAUAUUAUCCUAUUUAUCGCGCGAAUGGCAUAAACUUGUUAUAAGUUCUAAAUCGUUUCCUGAUUCAUAUUGGGAUAAAUUUGUUAAGAAAAAAGUUCGAAAUAAAUAUUCAGAUCAAUUUGAUUAUGAUGAAUUAAGUCGAUUUUUGGGUAUGGAAAAAAAUGAUACACCUGGAAAAUUUGAAAUUGUUAAACCAGUUGAAACUGGUUUAUGGGGAAAAAUUAAAUCCGUCGAUAUGCGUUAUCAAGUAUGGAAAUGGGGUGUCAUUUUUACGGAUAAUUCAUUUCUCUAUGUCUUCUUUUACUUUAUUUUUUCCGUUAUUGGCAAUUUUUCAUUUUUCGUCUUUGCAAUUCAUUUACUUGAUGUUGCCAUCAGUGUUAAAGCACUGAGUACUAUCUUAAAAUCCAUUACCCAUAAUGGUCGACAGUUACUUCUAACAAUAAUGUUAAUGGCUGUAGUUGUCUAUCUUUAUACAGUUAUUGCAUUUAAUUUCUUUCGUAAAUUUUAUACGAAAGAAGAAGACGAAGAAAAAGAAGAAAAUUGUAAAGAUAUGUUUACUUGCUUUAAAUUUCAUUUGUAUUCUGGUAUUCGAGCUGGUGGAGGUAUUGGUGAUGAACUUGAAUCACCAAAUGGAGAUCCACUUGAAUUAUAUCGAAUUAUUUUUGAUAUAACAUUCUUCUUUUUUAUUAUCGUUAUACUUCUUGCUAUCAUUCAAGGUUUGAUUAUUGAUGCUUUUGGUGAUCUUCGAGAACAACUUGAUUCUGUUAAAGAAACACUUGAAUCAAAAUGUUUUAUUUGUGGUAUUGGUCAAGAUUAUUUUGACAAAGAGCCGCACGGAUUUGAAACACAUACAACAGCCGAACAUAAUUUUGCAAAUUAUAUGUUCUUUUUAACACAUCUUCUAAAUAAACCUGAUACCGAACAUACUGGACAGGAAAGUUAUGUUUGGGAAAUGUAUCAGAGUCGUCGAUGGGAUUUCUUUCCUAUUGGAGAUUGUUUUCGACGUCAGUAUGAACCGGGAGGCGGCGGUGCAACAACAGAAAGUUAA